GUUGGGUGGGUUGUGUCCAGGGAGCCCAACGGGGGGGGGAAGGAAACUUUUUUCAUUUUUUUUCCCUCUUGUUCCUCUCCGGAGCAGCUUGACCACUGGAUACUUUUCGGGGAUAGACAUGAAGAAAAAGUACAACCAGAGAUGUUUCAUGGUCCUGUCUUUACUGGGGAUCUUAUCGGCCGUCAUGGCAGUGUUGUCGGUGGUUUUAAUCUUCCAGCUGCAGUCUCAGCAGAAGGCCGUGAAGGAGUCGCCCACGGCGGAGGUCCUCCCGGCCGCGGUGUGGGCCGUGCUGCUGCCGGUGUCGGCGGUGCUGGCCGCGCUGGCCCUCACCCUGCACCUCAGCUCGGUGGUGGUGUGUCUGCUGCACAGCUACGUCUCCGCGGAGCUCUGCAGGGCAGAGCAGGACACCGACAGAGCAGACUGGUUCCUGUUGGACUGCACAGGUAUACGACAUGUGGCUGUUGGACUCUUCUGUCUGGGGGUGUCUGUGUACUUGAUAGCUAUGUCCAUCUUCAUGCUCCUGAUAUUUGAGAUGGAGACAGGUGUUGCCAGCGCCUGCGUUCUCUCCUCUGGGGUCCUGAUCCUGCUGGCGGCUGUGGUGCAUUCUCUGUUCAAAGCUUCCCGCGCCGCUAGGCAUUAUCACGGCGACCACAUCAACACCCUCUACCAGAACGACCAUGGAAGCAACAGCAUGCCCCUCUCUCGGCCCUGCGAGCUAAGGGUCGGCGCAGACAAACCACGUAUUCACCGCAGCCAGUCUCACGUCCAGCAUCCAGUCACCUACCCUCUCACUCCGAGGAGAGAACAGUACCAGCCUCAGCAGUACUCCCCUGUUGAAGGCUCUCAGGUUCUCUCUAGUGAUAAAGAUGCUUACGGCAGCAAUGGAAGUUUUCCUCGCAUGCACAGGACCCUGUCUACUGAAUCCGGUUUACUGCAGGCCCAGAUUAAACCCUGGAAUGGCGUCAACAAUGAGAUGAGGAGUGUUCUUGCACGCAAGUCGGGGAUUUCUGCAAAAGACUCUACCCUUGUUUGACUUCAAACUGUUUUCCUGGUCAAAGGAAAGAAUGAUUAGUAGAAUGACAAUUGAUAUCCUCAAAAGUACUCCACCAGAGUUCGACAAGUGAAAUCUAACCGCAGAGAUAGAACUGUUAGCUUGUACAUUUUCCACCUAAGUUUAUCAUGACUGCAGACAACAGGGGACUAUGGUCUAAAACACCCAAGUUUUCACAGCUUCAGAUUAUGCAGUACUGAUAACUUGAUGGAAAACAAUUUCAGUAUUUUUUACAAAUGAACAUGAUUUAAAUCUUAUCACAUAAAUGCCAAUGCCAUCCAAGUAUCAAUCUGGCACAUUUAUAGCUUUCAUUAAUGUAAAUACUUCUUGGCUGUAUAUAAUAGCUUUAUGCCAUGUAUGGAUGAAUGAUGUACUGAAUGUUUUCUUAUGUGUUCAAAAUGAUUUCACAUUGACCUUAAAUAAAUUCUUAAAAAAAACAACAACACCCAAACACAAGUCAGUUUAAAAAUAAUCAAGUUUACCAUAUGAUUUUUGAACUAUUUACAGAAAAUGCUGUUUUUAAAAAGGUCUGCCAAAUGCACUUUUCACUCAUUUCUCAUGAAUUCUGACUUUCUCAUGUCAGAGCAACUACUAACCUUGAGCACCUCUGACCACAGCUCAUGAGGAAAUGGAUGGGGCUUGUGGAGUUGAGACAAGGGCGCUGGGAGAUGAGGUCACGUCAUGUAAGCUGCAUGCAGGUGUCAAUGGGGAAAAAAUAAAAACAAACAAUGAAAGGACGGGAAAAAGUAAGGAAGUAAUGAGGGUCUCAUUUUUUAUGAAGAUUUUAGUAGAAGCCAAAGAUACAAUGUCACUGCAGCUAAUAGGGAGAGUAAAUGUAUCCCAAAACAAUGGCUGAUACAAGUUCAUUUUGGUGAAGGAUAAAAUAAAAUGGACAAUGAGAUGCAAUAAACAAAAACACGGAGGAACUCAGGAGGCCAAAAGUUCAAGGACAUGCAGGUAUGUGGAAAAAUAAAGAACAUCUACUCUGGCAAGGAUUUUGUGUUUCAGCACAAUUAAUAACUCAUCUGCUCCCUUGCAAUCUUAAAAUUAAACCUCAAAUGAACAAUGAGAGAUGAAUCACAUGAAAUAGCAUGUCAUUAUUUACCCAAAUCAAUGCUUAAUCAGGUUAAAUGCUCAAACAUAUGCUAAAUUCAUUACAGAAUAAUUAAAAGGUAACUCAACAAGGUUGGCUUUUGUGGGAGGGUUGCCAGAUAAAAAAAAUUUAAAAAGGUGAGUCUUGAGCCUGCUUUUAAAAGCAUCAACAGUCUCUGCGGCCCUGAGGUUCUCCUGCAGGCUGUUCCACAGACGUGGGCCGUAGUAAUGAAAUGAUGCCUCACCGUGGGUUAUAGUUCUAACUUUGGGAAUGAUUAAAAGGCUGGUGCUGGAGGACCUCAGGGUCCGUCACGGUUUAUAGGGUAAAAGCAGAUCAGACAGAUAAGAAGGCCCGAGACCGUUACAGAGAUUUUAAAAACUACGGUAGAUAAGAGAACCUUAAAAUCAGUGUUAAGAGUCAAAUGUGAGGCCAUCAGACCCAUAGGGUAAAUUAAAUCAUGUGACAGGAACUUAGGAGAGCUUUGGGUAAACAAAUACCUGCAAAAUAAAGUGAACUGAAGCUAUGUUGUUUGGAGGGGUGGAAUUCCUCCACAGCAAUAUAUUGAUAUGCCACCUCUACUAAAGGUAGGUCUACACGCUUUUUAAUUCAUGGAUGGUGCUUCAUUUUUCAUGCAGUACUUCUAUAUUUUGAUGUAGGUGUUUGUUAAAUAGUCACAAAAUGUCACGUUUCAUCUGUUGUUGCUGUUGCUGUGGAUGUAUUUACCAAUUUCCCCCCCAAAAUGUGUAUAUGUUCAUGUGAAGCCACAGAAGAAUGUGUACUUUCUAUUCAUAACUGUAUGGGUGAGUGAUCCAGUUGAUAAAAUUAAAUCCCACAGUUUCUUGCUUUCUGGGUAGCGAUAGCCCCUUAGUCUGAAUGGUUUGUGAAAAUAAA
This is a messenger RNA of Cololabis saira (Pacific saury), 3035 nucleotides long. RefSeq names its product transmembrane protein 221 (gene tmem221). The transcript is spliced from 3 exons. Lineage: Eukaryota; Metazoa; Chordata; Actinopteri; Beloniformes; Belonidae. The coding region runs from base 119 to 1033 and encodes 304 amino acids. The record is from RefSeq and is a predicted model, not a curated record.